AUGGUUCGCUUCUUUACUCCAGUAUUACUUCUCAUCGUCUUCGUCUGCAUUUAUCAAAGCGAUGCACUAUCCACUUUCGGAAAAAAACAAAGCCGAUGCGCACCUAUGAGAUGCGAAGGAAAAAUGAAGCAAUGUCAAUACGGCUUUCAGAAGCGAGACGGUUGUGAAAUCUGCAAAUGCCACGAUCCUUGCAAUCCUGGAGGACAAGCUUUCUGUAAACGCGAAAAAUGUCAUGUUGAACGAACACACGCUGGAACCUUCGUUGCUCGUUGUGGUACACGACGAUUCAAACGAUCAGAAGAUGUGUGUUUCGAAAAGCCUAAAAUCGUCGGAAAAUGUAAGGGUGAUCAUCCACGCUUUUCGUUCGUUAAAGAAACCGGAGCUUGCGAAAAAUUCACUUAUGGUGGAUGUGGUGGUACACGAAAUAACUUCAAAACCAAACAUGAAUGUGAAUCAUCUUGUCGAGUCUAA
This is a messenger RNA of Adineta ricciae, 471 nucleotides long. The record is from the annotation of a GenBank genome assembly. NCBI's taxonomy places the organism in Eukaryota, Metazoa, Rotifera, Eurotatoria, Adinetida, Adinetidae.